Messenger RNA from Apis cerana (Asiatic honeybee), 7819 nucleotides. RefSeq lists its product as uncharacterized. The record is from RefSeq and is a predicted model, not a curated record. NCBI's taxonomy places the organism in Eukaryota, Metazoa, Arthropoda, Insecta, Hymenoptera, Apidae.
AUAACCUGUUUCAUCCAAAGAAAAAGGUUAUGUAAGUUGAAAAAUGUUAAACAUCAUUUUCAUUCUGUUGUCAUAAGUGUAUAUUAAGUAUAUAUUAUAAUUAUAUAAUUAUAAUAUCUUUAUAAUAUUAUUUAAAUAUGUAUGUACAUAAUUUUUUUAAUUGACAUUAUUAAUUAUUUAAAUAAAAAAAAUCCAUUCUUUUACGUCACAUCAUCAAUUUGUGGAAAUUCACCGAUUAUAGCGUAGAGGGCAUUGUCUUCUCUACUCGCGAUCAGAGAAUCCUCUUCGUUCAAGAUGAGAAUGCAAGUGAAAGGUUUAUCUUUCCAACAUGGACAAUAAACAAUAGCGUAUAGAAGUGUAUCGCAAAACCCCUGUAGCAUACGUAUUCCUCUGCUUUCCCUCCUUAUCGUCUUGAAAUGUCGGUUGCUCGGAAGAUAAUUACUUAAUCACGGUAAUUUUACUAGUACUUACCUAUCGUGCCAUCACGUUGUUCUGUCACGUGCUUCGGCUUCUUUAGAUUCUCUGUUUCGAGCGAUUCGAAACCAUUUUAAGUUUUAAGCCAAUCAAAUGAAUUCUUCCACUUUUCCUUUCUCUUUCGUAUCUCGUCAAUCGUGAAAUUCGUCUUCUCGUAUUCAGUUUUCCUUUCCGUUCCAUUUUCUUCUGAUUAAAAGAUAUUCACGUUAUGUUAUUUACGAAUAAUAUAUCGAAUGAUAUACAACAAUGAUAUACAACUAGUUGAAAGAUAAUCCGCAAUUUAAAAAAAAAAAGUGAUCGCACGAAGAAAAUUGAUACGAUAAUUCUGCCUUUUCAUAAAUUCUUGUGUUUUAAAUGCAUCGGUUUAAUACCAACUUUUAAAAUCAAAAAGUUACUAGUUUUUCUUCUAUAGAAAAAAGAAUUCACGAAUUCAGGAUCAUAUUGGUCAUAUUGGUCAAUCUUGAUCAUCUUAUAAGUAAUCUCACUAUAUUUCUUUGGUGCAUAAUCGAAUAUUCCGACAAAUUGUAAUAUUGCAAAAAUAGAUGGAAAAAAAUUAUUUCGAACGUUAUCAGAAACUAAUUUAGCUAUUUUCAAUACUGACAAGCUAUUUUCGAUACUGAACAUUAUAUAUAACAUAUACAUAUGUAUAUUACGAUUCAUAAUAUUUUUAAUCCAACGUCACGUAUCUUCUGUUAUCAAGCAUAUUUUUGAAAAAUAUGUUAUAUUAUAAUGCAAAUUAAAAAAGAAUUAAUUGCGUGAUUAAACUUUAUUAUAUUUUAUUAUAUUUUAUAUAUUUUGAACCUUAAUUUAAAAUGGAACAAAAAAAUUAAAAAAAUUAUAUUAAUACGAUAAUAAAUAAAAUAUUAUUUUAUUUAAAAAUGCUCAAUCAAACACUUUUUCUUCUAUUUCAAUUGAUUAAAAUUAUUGAUAACAGUUAAAUUAUAAAAAGGAUUUUAGUAAAAUGUUUCAAUAAAUAGCGAGGAAAGCGAGUUUUUCCUUUCUUACGGGUUUUGCACGAACGCAAGCGUGACUGCCAGUUGCAUUAGAAGCUUUCGCUUUUAGAAACAUGCAUAUAUUAAAAGUUAUUAUCAAGUGACGACCGAAGCCGCGUGUAUCUUGGCCACGUAAAUUAUCAACAUGUUUUUAUAUAUAUUUUUCUUUUUAUGAUAAAUCUUUCCAGGUGUUCAGUCAUCUUGCACGAAUUGAUUUUAGAGAUUCUCUGAUUGCUUACAACAAAAGUGUUAUUAAUAUAAAUAUCAAUAGUCAUAAUCGAUAAUGCAUGAUAAUAACUUUCUUUCUGUUAUUGUUUACGAUAAGUUUUAAGUUUUUAAUUUCUAUCUUCUUAUUCGUUUUUUUAUUUAAACAUCAUUUUUUUCUGAACAUAAUUCGAUCAAUAUUCUCGAUAUUUAGUUUUUGAAAACGAAAUCGAACGGUGAAACGCAAACGAAAUGUGCAAAGCACAGAAGAAACAAUUAACAUGGUGGCGCUUCGUUAGUAACGGUCAGACGAUUCGUUAUUGUAGCAACCAAUUAUUACUGUACUGUUCUCUACUGUUGUUUCAGAGAACAAAGUUAAAUUUACUUUUAAUUGCGCAUUGAUCACGAGGACAAAGUUCGUUACCAUAGUUACUUGAUCAUUCCUUCGGAAUUUUAUCGGUACAUUAACACUAAUGAUUUUUAGUUACCUAAUCGUGAAAAGAACGACGGGGAAAACUGCGAAAUAUCCGGACUCGAUUUAUGAAAGAUUAGAUUGGUCGAAAGUACGAUGACAUCCAUGACAUCAGAUUAGAUAAGAGUCACGUCGAUAAAUUCGAUUGAGAAUAAAAUUCCGUGAAAAGAGUGGCGCAAGAAUAUCUGGCACGCAGUGUAGUACAUUGCAGAGGAAAAACGAGCGGUAGCCAUGACUUUUGUUACUUGAAUAUUUCGAUAGGAGGCGCGACUAUCCCGCCAUCAAACUUUCAGAAGGGCGAUCAUUAUAUUUAUUUCUCACUUGGAAAUUAACAACAGCACAGGCAAAAUGUAAGUCUUGGCCCUCGCUAGGCCGGUUUCCGGCGAUCGAAUUUAUAUUAUCCCCAUCAUGUGCAAAUCUCAUUACGAACUCCGGAAAAUUGGAUCAAUUCGAGAAUGCGUUCACUGUUCUAAUUCGGAAUUACAGUUUAUCGAGUUAUACACGUGCACCUGUUCGAAGAAUCUCAACCGAAGACUUUCAACCAAAUCUUCAUUUACCGCCAUCUUUUGUUCGUCACGAUUAGAAAAUAUAAAUCGUAGAAGAAAAGAAAAAGUAAAAACAUGAAAAAAAAAUGUGUUUCACUCGACAAGUGAAAGCUUUUUGAACGACUUUGUAGAAGAAACGAGUCUGUUAGUGAACCAAAACGAAUUUUACCAGUGUUGUUAGGAGAAGCGAAACAAGUGGCACGAAAGUGAAAAUAAAUAUGUAUGGAACAGUGAGUCGAAAAGAUUGGAAAAAAACGAGCAAGUUUGGAUUCCGAAUGUACACAUCAGAAGAAGUAUAAUUCGAAACGAAUAAUUGUCUUGAAAUUUUCUCGAGACUCGAACGAACGUGAACCUGAUUUACCUAGUUUUCUUAGUUUUAUAACCGGAAUUCUCCCAUGAUUUUAUUCGGUUAAGUGAUACUUAGAUACUUUCGUUGAUUAUACGAAGGCAAAUUGUGAGAAUUUUUUUUACGAUGAAAUAAUUCAAUGGUAUAUAGAAUUCAAUGAUGGCUUUGAAGAAUUUAUAAUGGCGAGGUUGUAGCGAUAAAACUAAAAUGCUUGCAUCUGUAUUUUUCCUUGUUUUUCUAAUAGAAAAAAAACGAACAGAGACAUAAUCGCAACGAUAAAAGUCGCUCGUCUGCAUCGGGUCUAGUCAUCUUUGGUAUACGGUUUGCAUUCAAUGCAGCUUCGAAUAUAGCAAUAGCCUAGCCCGCGCACAGCGCAUUGACUAUUGCAAAAUAUAAAUACAUAUUGUUACGAAAUGAAUUAUAUAUAAAAUAUAAUUAAACUGUAUUGUAUUACGAACAAGAAAAUAAGCAAUUUUUAAAUAAACGUAAUAACAGCGAUAACAAAAUCGAAGCUUUCAUUAUUUUAUAUUAAAGUCUUGCAACAUUUAUGGAUUGUCAAUGAUAGAAUUUUUUUAUAAUUUUUUUACGACCUAUAAAAAGUAAUAUCGUUUUGUUGAUGUUUAAAAUUGUGCGCGAGUUUUUUUAAACAAGUUCUUGCAGAACGACCUCAGCCAUUCGAUUCAAUAUCGAUCGGCGAAUCCCUUAGUAGAGAGAGUCUAUGAUUUGAAACCCGUUCUACUUGAUCGCCAAGUCAGCCGAGACAGUUCGUUAUUAUGCAAUCUGGUAAUGCAAACAAUCCAGUUGUCGCUUUUCUUUGGUCUGGUUAUGGAGAGAAACGAUCGUGUUUCUCUACGUGGAUCUGAUGGAAGGAGAGAGAAAAAAAAAAAAAAAAACAACGUCCUCGAAAUGGAUACGAAUCGAAGGAAAUAAAGAGCAGACGCAUUGACGUGGGCGAAAUCUGUAAAGAAUCAACGAUAAAUAGAUCGGUACGAUUCGCACACAAUCGUCGACCUACAUACGGUUCAUGAACUCCUGUGCAACAAUUAUCCUGACCUACAUGACCGCGAACGUGUUAACGAUCACUUGUUGCGAACGGAACUCCCUGGAGAGGAAAAAGAAAAAGAUAUAAUGCCAUCUUUAUUUUCCUUUCGUUCUAGACGAGGCGUUUGGCAAAUGUUGACAUUGGAAACACUGGAACGGUGACAAACGUAUCGAGAGGACAGAUGGCAGGCGAAACAAAUGUGCACAGCCUCGGGAAAGAAGGUUAUCCAAAGGCGAUUGAGAAACGUGAUUAACGAAUAAUUAUGAGAGGCUGCAAUAUUAAUCGCAAAAAUGAAUCUUUGUUUGAAAUAGAAUGCCAAUUAGAGAUGGUAGAAAAAAAACACUCUAUCUUGCUGGAUUAAUCAGUACAUAAUUAUUAGCCUCGAAAGUUGAAGAAAUUGGGACUUUAGCAAAGAAAAAAAAAACACUUGUAUAAUCUUUCUUUUUUUUUUUUUGUCAAUUAAUAUAUAUUGACACGUGAUUGUUUAAAGUUGAAGGAAUUUUUUUAUCUUAAAUUCGAAUCCAUUCGCGCAAAACUCAAUCGAAGGUCAACCUUCCGAGUGAAUAAAUAUGUAAAAUGAAUCGACGUUAGAGGAAACGAGUUGUCGAGAUGCGCUUACGCAACAUCUUUUAUUGCCAGCCAGCUCGAGGUUAUACCGCUGAGAAAACCAAUUUCCCUGAUGCUUAACCACGCUUCGAAUACCUCGUUAUAUCCUCCUCCUACGCUGGAUCGAAAUAUUUUUUUCCCUCGAAUAUGCGUAUACAUGUCAUAAUUCACAAUAAAACUAUCACAAUUUUUCGUUUAUCGCUUUGAUCAGCUGAUCGUUCAUCUUUAUCCACAAAGGAAGUAGGACGAACCGCUCGAUUCCCCUCAAGUAAUUGAUGCUGAAAAAUCAGAUUUAAUCGCGACCGAAUUAAUAAACGGCCACCAACAAAGCCGCGCACCGUGAACGAGAGCGCGUAAAAUGCGAUCUCAACGGCAAAGUCUUUUUUGGUCUAGAAACGAAGUGGUACUCGCGGAAGCGGCCUCCCCCCUCUCCUCGCGCAACUCGCUCGUUCCUCGAUUCUAUUGUGCCUCUCAUUAUCAUCCGGGUACAGUUCUCGAUAUCGAUAACGUAACGAUCCGGAUUACAUGGGUUUAGCCAACUGCGUGAUUCAUUGGUACGUGGUUGGAUAUAGUCAACGGCGACGCCAGUUUCUCGCUGCGCCCCGGUUCAAGAACUUGACCACCAGGCGUUUCAUUCAUCCAAUUGACUCGCUUGACAAGGUACACGCAGAUGACGCGAUGACGCUGCAUUGGUGGAUGCACUGGUUCUGGGUUACCGCUCAAUUUCUCGUAAUUUUAGGAAACCCAAUGCCAUCGAGCACGGGUGAGCCUCGUGGUCAGGUGCAGCAAGAUCGCCUGAGCUCGGAAUCGACGUCCAAAAUUACUUCGAUCGAGGCCGAGAGGAGCGAACCGCGACAGAGUUUUCGCGUGGCCAAAGCCAUCGGUCUUCAUCCAUCCACGAACACGGCUGUAAUGUUAGACAGGCAAUCGAGUACGAUUUCGGCUCCCGUGGAAAUGGUGGCGAGCGUGGUCGAAACGAGUACUAAUCCCGUGGAAGAGUAUCACGGAAAUGCGAGUAAUGCGGUCAGUCUGGACUCGACGAAAAGUUUCACGUCUCAACGAGUCGCAGACACUGUGGACAGGAUUCGUAAUUCGGCGGUGAAAAAGGAUAGUAAGAUCACGUGGAUUCUAACCACGAACAAGACCGGUGGUAGAUCCAAGUACGAGCAAGAAGAGAAAAUAGAUGAAAAUGGGAAUCGGAAUGAUACCACAUUGGACCAAGUGGAGGAUCUCACGGUACUACCUCUUCAGGAAGAGGUGUCUAGAAUCAGGCUGGUACUGAAUAAAACGAAAUCCUCCUCGCUCUUAUCUUCCUCUUCCUCCUCUUUGUCCUCCUCUGCCGGUAGUUCCAGUAUCAAGACGUUCAAUCGAUCCGACGAUGUCGAGAUCAACGACGACGACGACGACUUUGUCGAGCCACAAUUAUUUGCUACAGCUGCGUCGAUCCUCGAAGUUGGUGUGAGCGAACCUACGCGGCUGAGCAGAGCGCGAAGCGCGUUUCCCAAAGAUUUCCAGAGGGAUCAAGUACAGGAAGAUCAUCUUUCCGAUUACAAUGAGAGCAAUAGCGAGAACUCGAAGCGAGAGAAUACUUCGAGAUCGACGGUAGACAUUGCCGCUAUUACCGGAAGUUGCCUAGCGACUGUAGUUUUACUCAGCACAAUGGGUAGCCUUGGAUUCAUUAUGUACAGACGUAGGUAUCUGAAUCCGCCGCAAACGCUUAAUAGCGACAAAUGCAGUAAUCCCGAUAGUUCCGGUUAUAUCGAUGAUUCCACUAUUCGCGAUAAUUCCGAAGAAAUGUACAGUUUGGAUAACGAUUCGUUCUUAAAUUCGUUAGAAGCAAUGACAAUACAGAAUUAUUGGACGGACAGUGUGAAGCAUACGAAACUAUGACAAAAGAAGAUAAUUCAACCCGGAAAGAGGAUCGAAACGUUCAGUAUUUCCGAUGGUGAAGCGCACGAACAAGUAUCGUUGUUGGAACAGUAGUACUUACACGACGAGUGCCCGGCGUUUUGUAAUUGAAUGCAAAGAGAUUGAAUUUAUCGUAGUAAUCGUAUAGAUAUGCAGGAAUUUUAUUUUUUUCCGAUUGAAUCGUUAGCGAUUUCGAUGCAAGAAUGAGCGAAUAAAAUAUUUUAAACAUUUUUGACGACUUUUUAGAUAAAUUCCGUCGGUUUUAUAAUUUCUUAAAAGAAACUGACGAUACAUCAAAAUUACAAGAUUUGUGCGUGUAUUAUAUUCGCGCGAUAUAUCAAACGCGCAUAUAAAUUUGUGAAUAUUGAACGCAUACGAUAUAUAACGCAAUAUUUCAUGCACAUACUUGAAUUUUGAUUUUGUCACUCGUAUUGUUCCCACUAUUUUUCUACUACAAAUGCAAUUGGCAAUAGUUAAAUUUAAACGAGACAGCGAUACGGUCACUUUCAUCGGAUUAGUGACUGAAUAGUGCAAUAAAAUGUACUUUAUGGAUAAUUAUUGAAAUAUACUUUUUAGAACAGUAAGUACAAAUAAGGUCAUUAAUGUUUAACUAAAUAUAUAUUAGAGAUACGAGACAUAAUUUAAUAAAUCUGAAUUCUCGUAAAAUCAAUUGCAGUAUGAUAAACAAUUUCAUUAUUAUUGAAUAUUUGUAUUAUUGAAUUUUAGUUUCUAUAAAUUGUACUUAUACAUAUUAAUCAUUUUAAUUUAAGAUUCGAUUUUAACAUUUCUUAUUAUUUUUAAACUCUAUUGAAAGAUAUACGGUUUUUUCUAAUAGGAUAAUAGGAGUCGAAUUGCUCGCUUGCAUACACAAUCAGCUUCAAAUACUUUCAAGAUAGAAUCGGGCUAAUAAAAAAUCGGACCAAAUACGUACUGUAGUUUGUAGCUUUAUGCCUUUAUAACAUAUCCAGCAAGAAGUAAGGAGAUUUCAUUCGUUUUUUUCACUUCAGUUCAGCUUGUACAUAUGUACAUGUAUAUGUACUAUACAAUUAAUACGAAUAUAUCUAUGUAUAGACGUGCGAAUUUUCUGACGGUUUCUCGAAACUUUCGAAAUAUAAUUACGUUUUAGUAGAGGUUUGUUUGUUCAAAUAUAUUUCUAUACGAACCUUACAUCAAUGAAAAAAAGAUUUAUUGUGAUAGAUUAUAGAAUUUAAUAAAUGUAAAAUUAUCAUA